AUGGGUGCCGCCCACAAUGCCGUUCGAGGGGACUAUAAUGGCUGGGGGGGUUAUGGAAAGGGUGGGUUUGCGCCGUGGCUAGAGCUGCCGACGCCCUUACUACAGCGCGUAUUCGCCUUUGUCUGCCCGCAUUCCCAGGACGAGAGCUACGAAACUUGUGAGCAGAGCGCCAUUGAAGACUCGUGCAUGCUCUGCGACCUACGGGAUCUAGCGCAUGCCGGCAUGGUGUGUGGUAGAUGGCGGAAGACCGCCGUCAAGAUAAUGUACCACAGCAUACGCAUCGACGCCGUUCACUACUGCGAGCGCGAAAUUUACCUGUCGGAGAAGCGAAAACGCCGCAGUCGCUUCGACCGCAACGGAAUUCCCGAAGACACAGCGAGCGCACGUCUGCAUCUGCUAUGUCGCACCUUGCGCGAUGACCCGACUCGGCUUGGCGCCCUCGUCAAAUACCUCAAGACACCGUACAUGCUGCGUGAGUCCAACACAUCCGAACUCGCGCGCACCAUUGCUGUGCUUCCCAACUUGCGAUAUGUCGAUCUACCCGAGGGACUGUUCAUGGACGACUCUGGCUACGGUACUCUCAGGCUUGAGGUUGAGGCUCGGUGUCACAAUCUUAGGAAGAUGACGUACAUGGGCGGCAGCGAGCGAAGUCUUGAGGCCCUGACCAUGGGCACCGUAUGGCCAAAUCUCGAGGUGCUGGAGCUGAGCAAGAUCAACAUAGACCCUACCAUCUUGCGACACGUUCUCGCUGUACUUCAACAUCUCAGAGCCCUCAAGGUCACCGAGAGCAAGGUCAUUGACGAUGACAUAUUCAAAAACAACGACAUGCUUCCCGCCUUUCCUGCCCUCGAGGAAUUGAUUCUCAAGGGAACGCCGCGUGUCACAGCGGGUGGAUUGGCAGCCUACCUUUCGCGACCAGACACGCGGCAGAGCUUGAAAGUGCUCUCCCUGAUCGAGACGGGAGUGCAACCUCAAGCUCUCCAAACCGUCAUGGCCGGUGCGUCCAAGCUGGAGGCUUUGUCGAUCGUUGAGCAAGUUAACUCGGCGUUCAAUUCACACUCAUCCCCCAUUCAGCCUCUGGCAAACCCGUCGCUGAAGACGCUUCGCUACGAGAUUACAGCCAGUGACACUGCGAAUCCCUACACCGGCAUGACGCAAGGGUACUAUACUUACCUAGCCCAGUCUCUAUUUGGAGGUGGCUUUCCAAGUCUGACUGCCCUCUACGUGCGCGACCAAAAUUUUCCCGACUUGCUCCUGGGCCUGCCACCACCUAUGCCAGGCUACGGGGGUAACAUGAACAGGCCGAGCAGCAGCAGUAGCAUGGGCAUGUUUUCCAUGGGUAGCAACGGAGGUCUGGGCCCAAACAGCACCGGUGGUGGUGCGAACCCGUGGUUCAGCAGCAAUAACCCGUUCGCGACCCCACGUCACUACGGUGCCUCGGGCAACGGGCUCGGGCCUAGCAUGCUGGCGCUGAAUCAGACGCUCGAGGUGUUCACCAAGGGGGAGGAUGACUUAGAUUGGGGCAUCGUCAAGAUGGAUCCCUACGACAGUCCCGGCUAUGCCGGCGGACGUGGUGUUGGUGGCUCGGGCAGACAUGCACGCAGUGGUAGUACCACUAGCAUAACCCGGCCGCUGAGCAGCUACGGACUCGCGGAUACGGGGGCGGGGUGGAGAGAAGGUCCUGGCGGUGCUAGGAAGAGUGUCAUGGUUGGAAAUGGUGCUGGAGGGUUCCUGGCCGUGCCAAAUGAAGGGGCGGGCGGUCCACGGAGGGGGAGUACGGGGCAGACUGAUGAGUGGCCGCGGCCGAGGAGCAGUGGGGGUCCUAAGGCGGAAAGGGAUUUGUGGCGGUAG
Messenger RNA from Pseudomassariella vexata, 1851 nucleotides. RefSeq lists its product as uncharacterized. NCBI's taxonomy places the organism in Eukaryota, Fungi, Ascomycota, Sordariomycetes, Amphisphaeriales, Pseudomassariaceae. The record is from RefSeq and is a predicted model, not a curated record. Bases 1 to 1851 code for a protein of 616 amino acids. The transcript has 2 exons.